This is a messenger RNA of Apis mellifera (honey bee), 998 nucleotides long. Its product is annotated as proteasome assembly chaperone 2. Gene Ontology annotation, cellular component: nucleus; cytosol. Bases 168 to 908 code for a protein of 246 amino acids. The record is from RefSeq and is a predicted model, not a curated record. Gene Ontology annotation, biological process: proteasome assembly. NCBI's taxonomy places the organism in Eukaryota, Metazoa, Arthropoda, Insecta, Hymenoptera, Apidae. The transcript is spliced from 3 exons.
ACAGAAGUACCAACUUUAUUCUUAAAUUUACAUAAAUACAUAUACUGUGAUUAUGUAGUUCAGAAGUUUCAAAUAAUUAUUUAAUAAGUUUGAAGCAUUGUAUAUGUAUUUCUUAUAUAUUUAUAUACUUCUAUUAAUUUAUGAAAAAGUGACCACUUAUUAAAAAAAUGAUAAAAAUACUGGAAGAAAUUAACCUUGAAAAUUAUACUCUAAUACUUCCCUCAGUGGCUGUUGGAAAUAUUGGACAAUUAUGUAUUGAUUUGUUAAUAUCUAAUUUAAAUUUGCACAAAAUUGGAAGUUUAUGGAAUUCUAUGUUCCUCCCAAUCUGUGGACUUAAUCCUUAUGAUAAAAAUUCUAAUUCUCUUUGUACUACUGGUGACUUUUACAUUGGAACAUAUAACAUAAUUCUUUUACAAUUACGUUCACCUUAUAUUGGUAAUUUAAAUAAUUUCUUUGAUGAAUUAACACAAUUUAUUCAGCAUAAAAAAAUUUGUAAGAUAAUAAUUUUAACCAGCAGUUAUGAUUACGAAUGUAUAAAUAGAUCAGAAACUACCUUAAGAUAUCUUUCUUCGGAUAAUUUUUUAUUAAAUAAUGAAAAACUUCUUAAAAUUCUUUCUUGGAAAAGACACAUAAAAAAUAUAAAGGAUUCUAUAGAAGAAUGUUAUAUUUCUGGUGGUGGAUUUGCAAAUAGCUUUUACGAGCAUCUCAAAUCAAUGAAAAUUCCUUGUACAAUACUUUUUUGUUAUUGUUCAGAAGGAGAUAAUGUUUCUGAUGCUUUGGUACUUUUCAAUGGAUUGAAUAAAUGGUUGAAUUUAAUAAGUGAUAUUGAUAAUAAUAGUAUUAAUAUUAAAUAUCCACCUUCUUGGGAAUAUUUUUUUGGCAAUCCACCUUCUUCUGAUAUAUAUUAAAUUUUAUAUCUAAUUAUAUUUCAUAAACAGUUUUGAUGUAUUUUAAAAAUAAAUUAGAUAAAGAUUAAUAUAAUUACUCUAUAUAAAAAA